UAUAGGACUGACCUUCAAUAACAGGCUUCCUCUGUCCGGGACCGUGCAGCAGCAGCUGACAGAUAUGACUUGUUUUCGGACAUAACACAAGGUGAGGAGAAAUGGCCCACAGUGGACUGGACAAAACGAGACAUUAAUGAAAACUUUUCACUAAUUAGCGGAUCAAUGCGUGAAGGCUUCCAGGAACAAUGUCGGUGAACAUCUCGAGCUUGAACAGCACACUUCUGUCGCCUCCGGUCUCUUCUCACAAUGUUUCUGCCCUCAUAUUUGGACUAUUGCUCAUUAUAGUGAUCAUAUGCGGGAAUGUACUCGUGUGCCUUAGUGUUUACAAGGGAAAAGCCCUGAAGACAACGACAAACUACUUCAUUGUGAGUUUAGCUGUGGCAGAUCUGCUGUUGGCAGUUUUGGUUUUACCCCUUUUUGUUUAUGCGGAGUUUCAAGGUGGUGUCUGGUCCAUGAAUUUGGCUCUCUGCGAUGGACUAAUGACUAUGGACGUAAUGCUCUGUACAGCAUCUAUAUUCAACCUUUGUGCAAUCAGUGUUGACAGGUUUAUUGCUGUGUCCAUACCACUAAACUACAACCGAAAGCACGUUGACAAUCGGCAGAUUCUCUUACUCUCUGCCACUUGGCUCCUGGCAUUGGCCGUGGCGUCGCCGGUUAUCUUCGGUAUCAACAAUGUUCCGCAAAGAGACCCCAGAGAGUGCAAACUGGAAGACAGUAAUUACGUGGUAUAUUCCUCAGUCUGUUCUUUCUUCAUUCCCUGCCCCAUCAUGCUCCUACUGUACCUUGGGAUGUUUCAUGGCUUGCGCAAGUGGGAAGAAGCUCGCAUAGCCAAACUGAGAAACAGUAUUCAAGCCUGUCGCAGGUUGCAGCAUGCUGCGGUGGCCGCCGCACUCCCGCCCCUGGGGGCUCUGACUGCGUCUCUACCCCGGGUCAUUGAGAGGGACUUGGCCCAGUCCAGCCUUGAAGAGCUGAAUGACUUCACACAGCCUGUCUGUCCCUUCCCAGCAGAGUGUAAACACAGCCCUAUUCAAACUAUGGCCUAUCCAGAUAUUCAGUAUGGCCAGCCAACUCAAAGAAAGAAGAGGGUGAAGAUCAAUGGAAGGGAGAGAAAAGCCAUGAGGGUUUUACCUGUUGUUGUGGGUGCCUUCCUUUUCUGCUGGACUCCAUUCUUUGUAGUUCACACCACACGAGCUAUGUGUGAAUCAUGUGACAUCUCCCCACACCUGAUGAGCACAGUGACAUGGCUGGGAUAUGUGAACAGUGCUCUGAACCCCAUUAUCUACACCAUCUUCAACACUGAAUUCAGGAAAUUCUUCAAAGAAUUUCUACACUGCUGCUGCUGACAUCAACCAAAAAUAAGAAAUGAUAAUACCAUAAUUUAUGCUAAAGACAUUUACGUAUAUACGUGUAUACUGGACGUACAGUAUGUUUUAUAACAUUUAUAUCUGUAUUCAUAUGGAACUGUUUUAUUUUGUUUUUAUAAUUAAGUUAUCUUGCCACUGUUUUGUUUGUUUGUGCCUAUCAUGUACUACGUUCGCAUAUAGUAGACUUUAUUUUUAAGGGAUUGUUUACUCAAAAAUGGUAAUUUGUCAUCAUUUACUCACCCUCAUGUUGUUCCAAACCCAUAAGAUUUUCUUUCUUCAGUGGAAUACAAAAGGAGAUAUUAGGCAGAAUGACAGCCUCAAUCACCAUUCACUUUCAUUGCAUCUUUUCAACCAUACAAUGAAAGUGAAUGGUAACUUCAGCAAAAAUCCUGCCUAUUGUCUUCUUUUGUGUUCCAGAAAGAAAUACGGGUUUUAAACAACAUAAGGGUGAGUAAAUAAAGACUGAAUUUUCUGUCUUGGGGAGACUAUACCACUAUACUAAACUAUACCUUUAUAUACAAAUGAAUAUUUUUAGUGGUGCCUGAAACAUUUUUGCAUCAUUUUAUAAUAUGCCUCAGUGUGAAUUAAAGGAAUAGUUCACCCAAAAAAUGAAAUUCUCUCAUCAUUUACUCACCCUCAUGCCAUCCCAGAUGUGUAGGAUUUCUUUCUUCAGCUGAACACAAACAA
Myxocyprinus asiaticus (Chinese sucker) is the source of this 2054-nucleotide messenger RNA. Its product is annotated as D(4) dopamine receptor-like. Gene Ontology annotation, molecular function: dopamine neurotransmitter receptor activity, coupled via Gi/Go; G protein-coupled receptor activity. Gene Ontology annotation, cellular component: plasma membrane. The record is from RefSeq and is a predicted model, not a curated record. The transcript has 4 exons. The coding region runs from base 189 to 1346 and encodes 385 amino acids. NCBI's taxonomy places the organism in Eukaryota, Metazoa, Chordata, Actinopteri, Cypriniformes, Catostomidae. Gene Ontology annotation, biological process: adenylate cyclase-activating adrenergic receptor signaling pathway; adenylate cyclase-inhibiting dopamine receptor signaling pathway.